Messenger RNA from Wyeomyia smithii (pitcher-plant mosquito), 7506 nucleotides. It is a transcript of the gene Tnpo, whose product is annotated as transportin-1. Gene Ontology annotation, biological process: protein import into nucleus. The record is from RefSeq and is a predicted model, not a curated record. Gene Ontology annotation, cellular component: cytoplasm; nucleus. Gene Ontology annotation, molecular function: small GTPase binding; nuclear import signal receptor activity. The transcript is spliced from 9 exons. The coding region runs from base 476 to 3181 and encodes 901 amino acids. Lineage: Eukaryota; Metazoa; Arthropoda; Insecta; Diptera; Culicidae.
AAGUCAUCCCGAGUCGACACGCAGCGUUGGAUUUGCAAAUUAUUUUCUCAUUUUACAUACAUUUUAUAACGAAAAUCGCUUGCAGUAGUAGUGCAAAUUGUUCAUACUUAUUACCGGCAGCGAAUAAUAAUUAGUGUCACAGGAUUGCGUCGCCAGCAGAGGUUAACAAAAAAACUAUUGGACGCGUGUUUUGCCGACAAAACUGGUUGGAGAGGAGAAGACAAAGAAGUUAGUUCCCCACCAUAUUUUGCUCUAUAAAAAGGGUAAAAACUAGUUUUGCGAAAAGAUAAAUUUGCCAACGUCCUGCAAGGGUGCGUCCACUAGUGGAGAGGACGAACAAAUCAGUUUCGCGCUCUGCUGAUUUGAAGCGGUGCAGCGAAAGAUAUCUAAAUCGCCUGUUUAGCGCAAACACUAGCUAGCCCUGGACAAUAUCACAGUUAACGGUACCUGGCGGAAAUACUGAGAGAAAGCUAAAAUGACGUGGGAACCGCAGCAAGAAGGACUGAACCAAAUUAUUACACUGCUCAAACAAUCGCAAUCCACGGACAAUGCAAUUCAGCGUGCAGUGCAAAUGAAACUGGAAGAAUUAAAUCAGUAUCCAGAUUUCAACAACUACCUAAUAUAUGUACUAACAAAGCUGAAAAGCCAAGAUGAACCAACACGCUCGCUGUCCGGACUGAUCCUGAAGAAUAACAUUCGCAUUCACGGUACGCAGCUGCAGCCGGAGAUCAUCGAGUACAUCAAACAGGAAUGCCUGAUGGCACUAGGCGAUCCUUCGCCAUUGAUUCGGGCCACGGUCGGUAUUUUAAUCACAACUAUCGCGAAUAAGGGCAGCCUGCAGAGCUGGCCGGAGUUGCUACCGACGCUAUGUGAUAUGCUAGAUUCACAGGAAUACAGUGUGUGCGAAGGUGCUUUCGGUGCAUUGCAAAAGAUCUGCGAGGACUCGGCAGACACGCUGGACAGCGCUGCACUCAACCGUCCACUGAACAUAAUGAUUCCGAAAUUCCUACAAUUCUUCCGCCACUCCAGUCCAAAGAUCCGUUCACACGCGAUUGCCUGCAUCAAUCAAUUUAUCAUCAACCGAACACAGGCACUAAUGUUGCAUAUUGAUACGUUCAUAGAAAAUCUGUUCCAUCUUUCGUCGGAUGAAGAUCGAGAGGUUCGCAAGAAUGUUUGUCGCGGGCUAGUGAUGCUGCUGGAGGUCCGAAUGGAUCGGUUGAUGCCACACAUGAAUAAUAUCAUCGAGUACAUGUUGAUUCGAACUCAGGAUCCCGACGAAACGGCACUAGAAGCGUGUGAAUUUUGGUUGUCACUUGCCGAGCAGACCGUUUGCAAGGAGGUACUGACGCCACAUUUGCCACGACUAGCCCCGGUGCUGGUUCGAGGUAUGCGGUACUCUGAUAUUGAUAUCAUUAUUCUAAAGGGCGACGUGGAAGAGGACGAAAUGAUUCCCGAUCGGGAAGAAGACAUCAAACCACGGUUUCAUAAGUCUCGCACCCACACGCAAAAGGCGGGCAUUAUGGGCGCACAAGAGGUUGGAGCGCGUGCGAUGGAAGGGAACGAUGAGGAGGAAGAUAUGGAUGAUCCCUACGACGAUAUGGACGAUGACAGUAAUCUGUCCGAUUGGAAUUUGCGCAAAUGUAGCGCUGCUGCCCUCGAUGUGCUGGCGAACGUUUUCAAGGACGACUUCCUUCCGAUUCUGCUUCCCAUUCUAAAGGAAACACUAUUCCACUCGGAUUGGCAAAUCAAGGAGAGUGGCAUUUUGGCGCUGGGAGCUAUUGCCGAAGGGUGUAUGAAUGGAAUGAUCCCCCAUUUGCCGGAGUUGAUUCCGUUUUUGAUUUCUUGCUUGUCGGAUAAGAAAGCGCUAGUGCGGGCGAUAACCUGCUGGACGUUGUCUCGUUAUGCUCACUGGGUUGUUAGUCAGCCACAUGAUCAAUAUUUAAAACCAUUGAUGGAAGAGUUACUGAAGCGGAUUCUCGACGCUAAUAAGCGUGUUCAGGAGGCAGCUUGCUCUGCUUUUGCCACACUCGAAGAGGAGGCUUGUACCGAAUUGGUUCCAUAUUUAGGUUUUAUUCUGAAAACUUUAGUAUUCGCUUUUGGUAAAUAUCAGCACAAAAACCUGUUGAUACUGUAUGAUGCCAUUGGAACACUGGCGGAUUCGGUUGGGCAUCAUUUGAACAAACCAGAGUACAUAAACAUGCUGAUGCCACCGUUGAUUCAGAAGUGGAACAUGCUAAAAGAUGAAGAUAAGGAUCUGUUCCCGCUGCUGGAAUGCUUGUCCAGUGUGGCGACUGCACUGCAAUCCGGAUUUUUGCCGUACUGUGAACCAGUUUACAGGCGUUGCAUUUCACUGAUCCAGCAAACGCUAAACCAAGAUCUUGCCAGUACGGCUAGUCCUGGCCAGUACGAGCUGCCAGAUAAGGAUUUUAUGAUUGUCGCCCUGGACUUGCUGUCUGGAUUAGCGGAAGGCUUGGACGGACAAAUCGAGUCACUGGUGGUGAGCAGUAACAUAAUGCAACUGCUGUAUCAAUGUAUGCAGGAUUCGAUGCCGGAGGUUCGACAAUCUUCAUUUGCACUGCUGGGUGAUUUGACGAAAGCAUGCUUUGUGCAUGUUCAUCCUUUUAUCGGAGAUUUUCUGCCCAUCUUAGGUCAGAAUCUCAAUCCAGAGCAUAUUUCCGUUUGCAACAAUGCUACUUGGGCGAUCGGAGAAAUUAGUAUUAAGCUGCGCGAAGACACCAAGCCAUACAUUCCGCUGGUGUUGGCACAGCUGAUCGAAAUAAUCAACAAUCCAAACACACCGAAAACGCUGCUGGAAAAUACCGCAAUAACAAUCGGUCGGCUCGGUCUUGUGUGCCCCCUUGAAGUGGCUCCCUCGUUACAACAGUUUGUGCGACAGUGGUGUUCCUCACUCCGCAACAUUCGCGACAACGAGGAGAAAGACUCCGCCUUCCGUGGAAUGUGUCAGAUGAUUACGGUAAACCCCGUUGGGGUGGUGGCCGAUUUUAUCUUUUUCUGCGAUGCGGCAGCAUCUUGGAUGAAUCCAAAAAGCGAUCUACACGAGAUGUUGCAAAAGAUUCUGCAUGGCUUCAAAACCCAGGUUGGUGAGGAAAAUUGGGCCCGUUUCGUGGAGCAAUUUCCACCCCAGUUGAGCGAGCGUCUAGCGGUGAUGUACAGCAUCUAAGUGAUUCUAAGAAACCGAACGUAUGUAUUGAUGGUUUCGACGGUAUGUAGCAAAUUAUUUUAUUCUAUUGAUUUGCAAACGAUCGGUUGCGUUCGGGAGGUGAUGCAUCAGCAACAACAAGUAAGACAGGGUCCAAAGAAAUCCUUUCGAAAUAAGUAACAAUGACGCGAAAGUCUGCUUUUGUUUUUGCAAAAAAAAAUAUCCCAACUAAAAAUCUAUGGUGAUGAAAAAGAAAACAGGUUGCUUUCAGAGCAAAAUUUUGAUUAUUUUUGAAUUUGUAAAUUCGCUUAUAUUUGUAGGGAAACAUUGUUUUAUUCAAAAAGUAUGUUUUUUUUUCGAAAUUUAGUAGGGCUUACUAUGCCUUGUAGGCUAUCGAUGUCGCUAAGUAGGGCUUUUAUGAUGCGGAAAUAAGGAGCCUGCUCUCCUUGUAUUUCGUAUACUUCGGCGAUGGAAAGGUCGUCGUUGAAGAAACGCAAAACAAAUAAAAUACUUUCAAAUUUUAAGAUGUACUCUAAUCACAAUGGUAGGUAAACAGUAAGCGCAAAAUAUUAUCGUAAUCGCAUAUUUAAACGCAAAGGUCGAUUGAGAAUUUAUUGCAAAAACAAACUUUACCCUUUGAUGAGUGUAGGCUAUCGACUAGCUCAAAAAGGCAGUCUUUCUGCGUAAUGAUAAAACAACCCACUCCUACCGAUCAAUUUUCUUUAUGAAUUCUCACAAAAUCCUUUCUAAAUGAUCCUGCGUCCAGUGUGCAUUAAUAUAAACGAAACACGACUCCUUGCUGGAGACUUCUGGUUCUGGUUUGCGAAGUGAGCGAGAGCAGUCGCAGCCGUAACUGCGAUGAGAAUAUUGAAACAAAAACGAAAAAAAAUAUGCACAGCUAUCAAUUUGACUAAUAUUUUCACUUCGUAUAUUCGUACCAUUGUCAGUGUAACUGAGAAAUGAAUGCGCCUGUGAUGAAUGAAUGAACGUGCUAAAAUUCGAGUGAAUAGUUUUCUGCCUAUGUUAACGCUAGGAAAAUGGACAUGCAAGAACAAAUUAAAUUUGAGAAUUGUCAUGCUAUUUUCACAUUUCUCGUUCGAUUAAGUUACCCUCUAAUUUCUAGAAAUGACAUAUACAUAAUUUGGUCGCUAUCGUAAAUUGCUGUCAGUUUCAAGGAAACGAGUUGUUUAAUUGUUUUCUUUGGUAUAUUUGCUUUGUAACUUCUGUACAAUUUUCUAAGAUUUUCAACGGGGAAUUUUUUUCGCUCUCCUUACUGAUGUAGUGAUUUAUGGCUAGUUUUCGCCUUAGUCUGAAAUAGGUAGCUGAAGCUGAAAUCUAACAAACCAAUUAAAAUCAAAUGACUCAUAACGGAGCAUAAAAGUCAAUUCUAAUUCUCAAUUCUUUAAUCGAAAACAAUAGAAACGCUCCUUUACCUUGAAACUGUACAAAUCGUGAUAUUUUUAGUAUAACAUACUACGCCUUUUAAUCGUUCUAAUUGUGUUGAAAAGAAAAACGUUUGGUGUAUAAACUAUCUAUAAAGAAACAAAAUUAAAUACAAAUAAACUGAAACAAAACAAGAAGAAAAUCAGAAGACAGCUAGUAUGACAUUUAUAGUAAUAGUAAGCAAGUAUUUUGUACCAUCGGGAAUUUCGGGUCGCGUUCGUGUUCGUCGUUAAAAAUCGUGGUCGUCGUCGUCGCCGUCGUCAUAGUUCUCCGGUCCGCGGAUUCCGUGUGCGUCUUAGUUAUUAACUGUUAUUUUUUUCUGUUUAGUUCUAAUGUGGUUUAUUUUUUAGUUCAAAUCGUGAAACGAGAAAAGACCAAACUUAAGUUGAACAGAUACUAUCUGAACAGGAGUACUGCAACAGUUCCUUUACUGCAGCUGAUUGAUCAAACAAACAAAAAUAAGCAAAAGAAACAUACUGAGAGAUGCUAUAAAAUAUAUACAUAAUGGUGCCAUUAGGUAGUUAAACUUAUAACAAAUAUGGUUUUUUAAAUAAUACAAAACCCCGAGGAAGCCUGCAACUUAUCAAAGACAAAUACAAAAUUAUAGAUAAAAAGCAAAUUUAAGGACUAAAAGAGCUGGAAACUUACCGUCAAAAAAUAUAGAUGCAAAUACUAAAAUUUGACUGACAACAAACGCCGUUGUGCAGCAACAUUAUUAGGUUAACAAAACGAAGACUGAGAAAGUGAAAGAAAAAACAUAUUCCUCAAAUCGAAACAAAAAUCUCUGUUACUUACAUUUGUGUUUUUUUUAGCUGCGAUAUAUAUAUUUCAAGUAGUAGUUUAACGAUAUUAGAAAGAAAAGGCUUAUUCAGUAAUAUCUGUUCAAUACAAUUCGUAGAUGGUGGUAUACAAAGAAAAAGUUUAACUGUUCGUUUCAUUUUAAGCGUUAGAAAUCGUAUCGCCGCGUAUCGUGUCGUCGUUAUCCGAAUUCGUCGCGUUCGGUCGUUCCGUAAAUUUGUAGCAAACAAAUCGCGUGUCGCGUUCGGGAGCAGGGAAAACAAACCUAAUGUGAAACUCGUAUUUUUCGUGAAAUCGUUCCGCCGAAAACCGUUGUGAUAUAAAAACCGUGUUCGUUCGUUGUUAGGAGAUUAUAUAUAAUAUAUCUUUUUCUGUUUUAUAGGUUUCAAUUAACAAAUUUUGAGUUAUGUAUCUUAGGAAAUCGCGCGUCAUCUAUCGGGUUCGUCAAACAUACGUAUUGAAAGCCCUGUUGUUGGUCCGCCGCGUAUGCCACAAUGAAAGGUGCUAAUAAAAAAAUAAAGCUGAUUUAAGGUUCAGAAUACAUAUAAAUAUAUCAUAAAAUGAUCAUUUUAAUAAAUAAUACACUGUUCUAUUUGUUGACGAGUGCAGUCUAAUUGGAGCAGACGUUUUAGUUUAUCUGGGUUGUAUAAUGCUGUAAAAUGCAGCUAGCCAAAAUCAAUUCGAUGAUAGAAGCCAGUUUUAACCUCAUCAAUCGUUUCAUCACAACAGCAAUCAACAUGCAUACCACACACAAAAAUCAUCACGUAAAUUAAACCACAUACUGAGAUUAGACGAAAGAAACAAAAAAAAAACUAAAUCAAAGAUGAAACACAACGUCACUACUUGAGAACUGGGUUCCUCUCGUCUUUCAUCUGCGCUAUUUUCGCCCCACAUCUAGAGUGAGGCUACAAUAACACAAAAAAGGACACAAACCAAGCACUAGUUACUGAUUCAGGAUCAAACGUAUAGCAAACGAUACAAAACAGAUAACUUUAUAUUGAUCGCUUUACACAGUUUAUACAAUGAAAGAAAAAAGAGAAAAAAAUACUAAACAAAAUCGUACGUACCUUAAAUCAAGAAAUAAACCAGUCUCCGGGGACUUGGUCGCGUCGCGUUUUUCGUCGCGUUUUCGUGUGAUCGUAUUUUAAAGAAAACAGUUCCAAAACUACUAAUAAACAACUAAAAACAAGAAACAAAAGCAGUACACCUAACGUGAAAAAAAAACUUACAAUAUAGCGCAUAGUGGCUGUGAGCCACAGAAAGCCUGAAUUAUUGGACGCUACCGGAGUGCGGGGUCACCGCCGCACAGGAAGCUGUCAGCGAUUGGGUUUUUAGUACCAUCAGCAAUCCAAACUCUUUAUCGUAGUACAGGCCGAUCUAUACUUAAAAACGAGAAAUAAAUUGCUAUUAUAAUGUAGUUAAUAUUAUUAUCAAUGUAUAAGUACCGUAGUACCGUACCGUAUGACAAGUGUGACUGAGUCGAAUGGGUGUGUUGUCAGCAUUUGCGAACAAAAUGGUUUAAGAUUACAAACAGAAGUCUCAAAAGUCCUAUCCUUUGGUCCCAUCCGUCAGAACUCUGAACGCCGAAUAUCCUAAGAAAUCCAAAGAUCAAUAUUUUCUUUUAUAGUAUUGAUUACACCUUCUGAACAACAGUCAACUUAUUUACAUUUGUCAGCAUUAGAAGAAAAAGAAGAAGAAGAAGAAGAAGAACAUAAAACAAUAGAUAAACUGGACAAAACAGUCCGGCGGAUGCUGCUUAUACAUAAACUUUAACAUAUACACUUACACAUAAUCGCCUCAUAGUCGCAGUGUUAGUUGGAACUGCUAAGUGGGUAAUGAUGAUAUACAUCUCGAGACUAUGAGCAAGUUAGCAUGGAGUAGAGUAACGACAUAAGAAUUCAAUUUUUGUACCACACUUUUGCAUGUCUUUCCACUUACAAGAAGGAGAAGCUCUAUCCAGCUCAAUUCUAGUUGAAACGUGUAGCUUGGCAGGUGUGUAGUCCGUUUCCGCAGGACUCCGUGGUAUUUCAACAUUUCGCUUGGGGUUUGAGAUAGGAAUGUAGCUUUAAUUGAAGUCAAUAAAAUUAGUAGUACGAGAAGUGAUA